UCCCUCACUAGAGCUGAGUGCUGGAUGAUCUCAGCGACGUCCGCAUUCAGUACGCCGCUUCUAUAAUAACCUCGGGCCUGGAGGACGCUCGGUUCGAAUUCGUGAGAGCGCUGAUUUCGGUUUCCAAGAGGCGAGGCGAUAAAAGCGACGUCUUGAGAUGGCGGAAACUGCUCCUGCUCAACCACCAGCUGCGGCUACUUCAGCGCCUAAAAGCCCCAAGAAGAAGCGCGCCGCUCCAAAGGCCAAGAAGGUCGGCCCCAGCGUGUCCGAGCUCAUCCUCAAGGCUCUGGCCAGCAGCAAGGAGAGGAACGGCGUGUCUCUUCCUGCGCUCAAAAAGUCGCUUGCUGCCGGAGGAUACGACGUGGAGAAGAACAAUGCCCGCGUGAAGUUGGCCAUCAAGAAGCUCGUGGCCAAAGACGCCGUGGCGCAAGUGAAGGGCAGCGGCGCGUCUGGCUCUUUCAAACUCAACAAGGAAAAGGCUGCCGCAAAGGCGAAGCCCAAGUCGUCAACGGCAAAGCCCGCAGCUAAAAAGCCCGCGGCAGCCAAGAAGGUGAAGAAGCCCGCGGCAGCCAAGAAGACCGCGCCCAAGAAGUCUCCCAAGAAAGCAAAGAAGCCCGCGGCUGCCAAGGCGGCCAAGAGCCCCAAAAAGGUGAAGUCGGCUGUUAAGCCCAAGAAGGCGGCGAAGAGCCCAGCCAAGCCCAAGGCUGCGAAGCCCAAGGUCGCUAAGCCCAAGACCGUCAAGGCCAAGGCCGCCAAACCCAAGGUGGCCAAGCCCAAGAAGGCCGCGGCCAAGCCCAAGAAGACUGCGCCAAAGAAGUGAAUCCGAUGGGACGACCGACGCUCGAUUCACUCCACCUCAACGGCUCUUUUCAGAGCCACCCACUUCGUUAAAAAAGUGUACCAGAUGCUGCUGCGCUUCA
Lethenteron reissneri (Far Eastern brook lamprey) is the source of this 920-nucleotide messenger RNA. RefSeq names its product histone H1.5-like. NCBI's taxonomy places the organism in Eukaryota, Metazoa, Chordata, Hyperoartia, Petromyzontiformes, Petromyzontidae. The record is from RefSeq and is a predicted model, not a curated record. Gene Ontology annotation, cellular component: nucleosome. Gene Ontology annotation, biological process: nucleosome assembly. Gene Ontology annotation, molecular function: structural constituent of chromatin; DNA binding.